AUGAACAACUCUUCAAAGUGCUGCGCUUUCAACGCACCAAUCUUGGAUCAAGUUCUGCCCCCUAUUCUAUUCACAGAAUUCAUUUUUGGCCUUAUGGGAAACGUCCUCGCUCUCUCAAUGUUCUUCUAUCACAGGGACACCUGGAAGCCCAAUUCUGUUUAUCUAGCCCACCUGGCCGUGGCAGAUUCUGUGGUCCUCUUCUGUCUGCCUUUCAGGGCUGACUACUACCGCAGAGGGAAGGACUGGGUGUACGGAGACGCUUUCUGCCGCAUUCUUCUCUUUCUCUUGGCCGCCAACAGGGCUGCUGGAAUAUUCUUCCUCACUGCCGUCGCCGUGGACCGCUACCUGAAGAUCGUCCACCCUAUCAACCGCAUCAAUCGAAUGGGUCUGCGCUAUGCCUCGUGGGUCUCGGUCGGUCUGUGGACUCUUAUUGUAGCCAUGACCGUCUACCUCUUAACAGACCAACAUUUCUAUUUUCAAAACAACCGCACACAGUGUGAGAGUUUCAACAUCUGUUUGGGACAUAAUUCACUGUCCGACUGGCACAAUUCGUUCUACGUUAUCCAGUUCUUUCUGCCUACUGGCAUUGUUACCUACUGCACGACCUGCAUUACGUGGCAGUUGAAGAGUAAGACGGUGGACACGCAGGGUAAAAUCAAGAGAGCCGUCCAGUUUGUCUUGGCAGUGGCUGUGGUUUUUAUUAUAUGUUUCUUCCCCAGCAAUGUCUCACGUAUUGCCGUGUGGGUCCUCAAGUCUUGGUAUAGCGAGUGCCAUUAUUUCGAAGACGCAAAUGUGGCUUUUUACACCACCGUCUGCUUCACUUACUUUAACAGCGUGCUCAACCCCAUAGUUUAUUACUUUUCCAGCCCUGCUUUCAGCGGAUCCCUCAAUAAAAUCUUCAUGAAACUCCUAGGAAAGAAAAUAGACGAUGAAGACAAUAGUUGUGCUACAAUAUCAACUAAGGUCUCUUAG
Molecule: messenger RNA, 972 nt
Organism: Triplophysa rosa
Lineage: Eukaryota; Metazoa; Chordata; Actinopteri; Cypriniformes; Nemacheilidae
Product: hydroxycarboxylic acid receptor 2-like
Exons: 1
Coding region: 1-972 (323 amino acids)
Biological process (GO): G protein-coupled receptor signaling pathway
Cellular component (GO): membrane
Molecular function (GO): G protein-coupled receptor activity
Source: RefSeq, a predicted model, not a curated record